Eutrema salsugineum is the source of this 1949-nucleotide messenger RNA. Its product is annotated as catalase-2. The record is from RefSeq and is a predicted model, not a curated record. Gene Ontology annotation, cellular component: plasma membrane; peroxisome; cytoplasm. Gene Ontology annotation, molecular function: catalase activity; heme binding. Lineage: Eukaryota; Viridiplantae; Streptophyta; Magnoliopsida; Brassicales; Brassicaceae. The coding region runs from base 164 to 1720 and encodes 518 amino acids. The transcript is spliced from 7 exons. Gene Ontology annotation, biological process: response to hydrogen peroxide; hydrogen peroxide catabolic process.
AAAAAAAAGAGAGAGAAAAAGCUUUAAAGCGCACAGACACACGCCAUUUAUAAAUACGGAAGCAAAUAGUAUAAUUAUCAUCAUCAUCUUCAUCUCCUCGUUUUGUUAAAUCUCUGAAUCUCUCCAAACUCUCUCAACUCUCUCAACUCUCUUCUCACCAACUAUGGAUCCUUACAAGUAUCGACCGGCGAGUUCUUACAACUCACCAUUCUUCACCACCAACUCUGGUGCUCCUGUAUGGAACAACAACUCCUCCAUGACCGUCGGACCCAGAGGUCCUAUCCUUCUUGAGGAUUACCAUCUCGUGGAGAAGCUAGCCAAUUUCGACAGGGAGCGUAUUCCAGAGCGUGUGGUUCAUGCCAGGGGAGCCAGUGCAAAGGGGUUCUUUGAGGUCACUCAUGAUAUUUCUAACCUCACUUGUGCCGACUUUCUCAGAGCUCCUGGUGUUCAGACUCCUGUCAUUGUUCGUUUCUCCACCGUUAUCCACGAGCGUGGAAGUCCCGAGACAUUAAGAGACCCUCGUGGUUUUGCUGUCAAGUUCUACACCAGAGAGGGAAACUUUGAUCUCGUUGGAAACAACUUCCCAGUCUUCUUCAUCCGCGAUGGAAUGAAGUUCCCUGACAUGGUCCACGCCCUUAAGCCAAACCCGAAAUCUCACAUCCAGGAGAAUUGGAGAGUCCUCGACUUCUUCUCCCACCACCCUGAAAGCUUGAACAUGUUCACUUUCCUCUUUGAUGAUAUCGGUAUCCCACAAGAUUACAGGCACAUGGACGGUUCAGGUGUCAACACUUACAUGUUGAUCAACAAAGCUGGCAAAGCUCACUACGUGAAAUUCCACUGGAAGCCAACUUGUGGAGUCAAGUCUCUGUUGGAAGAAGAUGCAAUCCGCGUUGGAGGAACCAACCACAGUCACGCGACACAGGACUUGUAUGACUCGAUUGCCGCUGGUAACUACCCUGAAUGGAAGCUCUUUAUCCAAAUAAUUGAUCCAGCUGAUGAAGACAAGUUCGACUUUGACCCGCUUGAUGUCACCAAGACAUGGCCUGAGGACAUCUUGCCUCUCCAACCCGUUGGGCGUAUGGUGUUGAACAAGAACAUUGACAACUUCUUUGCAGAGAAUGAGCAACUUGCCUUCUGCCCUGCAAUCAUUGUUCCAGGGAUACACUACUCAGACGACAAGCUGCUUCAAACCCGUGUCUUCUCCUACGCCGACACACAGAGACAUCGUCUUGGACCAAACUACCUUCAGCUACCAGUGAACGCCCCGAAAUGUGCUCACCACAACAACCACCAUGACGGCUUCAUGAAUUUCAUGCACAGGGACGAGGAGGUCAACUACUUCCCAUCGAGGUAUGACCCUGUUCGUCAUGCUGAAAAGUAUCCAACUCCACCUGCAGUCUGCUCUGGUAAACGUGAGAGGGUAAGUAAUCAAAUCAAGCCUAUAUUCUUCUCUGUUUCAGUUUCAUAUGGAUCUGAGAGUUUGAAAUUUGUUUUGCAGUGCAUUAUUGAGAAAGAGAACAACUUCAAGGAGCCUGGAGAGAGAUACCGUUCCUUUGCACCAGAGAGGCAAGAACGAUUCAUCCGUAGAUGGAUUGAAGCCCUAUCCGAUCCUCGCAUCACACAUGAAAUCCGCAGCAUCUGGAUCUCUUACUGGUCUCAGGCUGAUAAGUCGCUGGGACAGAAGCUGGCGAGCCGUCUGAACGUGAGACCAAGCAUCUAAAAUGAGUGUUGCUUAGUGAAAGAUUCUUGAUUGGUCGUUGUGUGGUUCUAAUUACCAGAGAAGAUGGAAUGGGAAGAGAUCAGAUUUGCCAUAGUAUAAUCUUCAUCGUGUGGAUCUUAUGUGCUAUGUUGUAAUAUUAUCUGUUUCCGUGUUGUGACCUUAGUUUUGUCUCAUGUUUGUCAGAACAAUACAUUAAAGAUUUUAUAAUAAUAAUGGGUGUUAUGUCUUA